CUUUCCAUUAUUUUAUUAUUAAGAUUUAAGUUUAAGAAUUUCGCAUUAAUUGGGUGCAAUAGCACAUAGAUAAUAACGCUUUAAGGUGCAACGGAACUGAUGUAUUUUCGUGCAGUAAAAAGUUAAGUUAAUACAAAACAACAUGUAAAAUAUGUACAGCGGAAGGGUAUGCCACAUAUAUGGAAUUAUCGUGUUUAAUUCACUCCGCUGAGGAAAUGCAUGCUUAUAGUGUUGUUCUCAUUAACAUUUUCAGCGUGCAAAUUUAGGAUCAUUGAAAGUACUAGCCUACAUAUCCCACAAUUCCUUUAAACUACAACAUUGACCUGUCAAAGUGCAGCGAGGUCAUCAUGCUGUUUCCUCGUAGUGUUCUCAUUAACAAGUCAAGAUUUAGAAGUGGACAAUAAGGCUGAAAUCACCAUUAUUAACUUAUUUAGGCUAUAUACAUUAAACGCGAUUGGUAUAGGCUGCUCUAAAUUAUUGUAUUUUUGUAAUAGCCUAGUCUGAUGGUUAACCUUUAAAUGCGUAACUGGCUUAUCUGAAGGAAAUGGGUUAUGUGCUUGCUAAUGUAAGUUAUCAUUGUAGGUGUUUAUGACUGAGGGUGGGGAAGUCAUCACGCCUAAUUAUGCAUAAAUUGGUUCGACUGUCUUUGGGAGCAUGUACCUGCUACCGAGUUCUUCACGGCGUUCAGAAUGGCGCUCGGACAAAACUAUUGACACCAAAGCCAAAAUCGCCAAUGUGCUACCUGUCUUGGAACGGUAGAUUUUCUCUAAAACGAACAUACUGCAAUAAGAGCACAGCGAUUGUGGAUCUUCUCCAGCAGGAGUCGGUUCAAAGACAUUUGCACGGCCUGGUUGCUGAAUAUCAUCACAUCACUCAAAGAUUAGAAAACGGAUUUCUCGAUGACGCUGAAAGAAGAUUGCUUAACAGAAGACAUGUGGAACUACUGCCUUUGGUGACCGCAUUUCAAAACACGGAGGACGCCGUGAAAGAUUUGAAAGAGGUGGAAGCUCUUCUCCAAAGCGCUGAGGAAGAUGAGCAGAUGGUUGAGCUUCUCACAGAAGAGCAGGCACAGAUCGAAAAACGAAUUGAUGGACUCAGAAAUGAAUUGCUCCAGUCAUUGAUACCCAUUGAUGUUCAUGACACAAAUGACGUCAUUUUGGAGGUGGUAGCUGGACGGACAACAGGAGGUGACAUAUGCCAGCAGUUCACUCGAGAGGUGUUUGACAUGUACCAGAGCUUCUCCAGCUACAAAAACUGGGAGUUUGAACUGCUGAAUUACACCCCUGCUGAAUACGGUGGACUACAUCACGCGGCUGCAAGGAUUUCGGGAGACACCGUCUACAAGCACCUGAAGUAUGAGGGCGGGACACACCGUGUGCAGAGGAUCCCGGAAAUCGGCCUGUCGUCCAGAAUGGAGCGGAUCCACACAGGAACAAUGACCGUCAUCGUCCUGCCCCAGCCCAGCAAGAUAGACAUCAGUAUUGAUCCCAAAGAGUUGCGAAUUGACACAUUUCGAUCCAAAGGAGCAGGUGGCCAAAGUGUCAACACAACAGACAGUGCAGUCAGAAUAACACACAUUCCCACUGGGAUGACGGCGGAGUGCCAGCAGUCGCGCUCGCAGCUGCAGAACCGCGACACCGCCAUGCGCGUCCUGCGGGCGCGGAUCUACCAGCAGAUGCUUGAGCAGGAGGGCGAGCAGAGGCACAGCGCUCGCAGGCUCCAGGUCGGGACGCGCUCCCAGUCGGAGAGGAUUCGUUCGUACAACUUCUCUCAGAACCGCGUGACUGACCACAGGACAGGAUACAUGAGCCGAGACAUUAAGGAGUUUCUGAGAGGAGGGGAGGCGCUGGACGAGCUGAUCGCCGAGCUCAUGGCUCACGCUGACCGGGAGGCUCUUCUGCAGCUUCUGGAGCACGGCGGCCCCACGGGGGAGGGGAAGGCCCGUGGAGCUCGCACCCUGGACUCCUGAAAACAGCGUCUGUGGGGUGUGCUGGAGGGUCAGUCCCACACAGGUCACCCAAACAUGAUAGAACCCACCGAUCUUGCCACAGAGUUUAUGACUAUGGGGAUGUGUUACUGUAACAAAUACUGUAUUAUAUUAUUAUUUAGCUAUCUAAAUAAAUGCAAAGUUGAUGCUGUU
Molecule: messenger RNA, 2140 nt
Organism: Anguilla anguilla (European eel)
Lineage: Eukaryota; Metazoa; Chordata; Actinopteri; Anguilliformes; Anguillidae
Product: peptide chain release factor 1, mitochondrial-like
Exons: 9
Coding region: 623-1969 (448 amino acids)
Biological process (GO): translational termination
Molecular function (GO): translation release factor activity
Source: RefSeq, a predicted model, not a curated record